Molecule: messenger RNA, 1670 nt
Organism: Lindgomyces ingoldianus
Lineage: Eukaryota; Fungi; Ascomycota; Dothideomycetes; Pleosporales; Lindgomycetaceae
Exons: 2
Coding region: 170-1438 (422 amino acids)
Source: RefSeq, a predicted model, not a curated record
ACGCCCAGGGCCGCGACGACGCACGAAUACGGUCCCACUAACACCCGCCGGAGCUACUUCUGACCUCAUUGCACCUCUCCCUCGCUCCUUCUUUUCCUACUACGUUCCGCAGGCACGACCCAACGCGAGGCGGCGGAAGGUGCAUGGUGACAGGCAAUCGCUCGGCGCAAUGCGGCUUCCCGUGCUGGACGCAAGGGGAGGAGGCCGAGUGCUGGAGAAAAGAGACUCCAAAAACAACAAGGCCCUCGUCGUUGUUGCGGUAAUCGUCAUUGCGAUAUUUGUGAUCUUAGUAAUAACCUACCUUGUCACGCUCAAAUUCCGCAAUAAAACCCGCGCUUCUGCUUCCUCGUCUCGGUCUCCAAACGGCAAGCUCCCGAGUCUGUUCAGCUGGCAGAACUGGCGCAAACGACCCCGACGAAACGACUAUUCAACCUCGCUCCAGGACAAUGAGCUCGAUCGGAGCAGCACGCGCGAUCGCGAGAUGUCGGGCGCGCUGGACCCUGAGAGACAGAGUGUGAAUGCCAACGGCGUGGAUCGCAAUACUUCUGUUAGGAGUGUCAUGACGUUACCUGCGUACUCGCCCGCGGCGAGGGAGAAUGAGAGGAUUCUGGGCAGGGAGGGCGAGAGGGGUGGGAUUGAUACUGUGGUUGAGUUUCCCGAGACGCAGGAUGAUGAGGAGGCCAGGAGGGAGGAUGAGAUGGAGAGCCUGUACCAGAUCCGCCUUGCAAGACGGGCCGAGGCUAGGGAACGGGAGGAGAGGAGGCAAGCGAGGAGAGAGGCGCGAGAGAGAGGGGACAUGGAAGCUCUGGCUGAGAUAAGAAGGAGAGCAGAGGCCGCCGCUGAAGAGUCGAUAUCCCAGGUUCUGAUUGCCGAGCAUCAAUCCACAAACCGUGACCGGCGUGUGUCCAGCGUCCAGUAUGGCGAUCUUGGUCUGGCUCGACAUGACGGCACGCGAUUGCGGGCAAACUCGAGCGAAAGCGACAACAGACCCCUUCUUGAUUCCGCAGCCUCCAUCAGCGGCCAAAGCCAGCGCAGCAGGGGUCUCAGCAACAACACACUGCACUCUCACUACCGCGGCCCUUCCGCUUCCUCAGUCCUUUCGAUAUCCACCCGUGCCUCGGACGAAUUCGAGUUCCCGGACCCCGUCCAUCGAUCCCGGAGCAAUGACACCGCAACCGAUGACUUUGAAGUCGUAUCCCUAUCACACCCGCGCUCAAGGUCCGCAAGCCGAGUAGCAACUCCCAUCCCUGCCCCAAGCAUCGAAGUACCACAUGAAGACGCCCCGGCCUACGAGGACCCUCCGAACUACGAAAGCCCCGUACGCACCCGUGCGCCUCAACUUCCAUCCCUAGAACGACUACCCAGUAUCCAGGUGACGACGGAGCUGACGCCUGUCGACGGUCGGGGAUCUAGUGGAAAUUCUCCUUUGUCUCGGUAACUUGAUACCCGAGCGUAACACACUGUGUUAAUAUUGGACAGACCUCCUUCUCCUCCCCCCUUUCAUUUAACUCCUGAGACUAUUUUGGAUCUGCAAUCGCGACUUAUAUAUGGGAUGAGACUCACGAAGUUACGUACGGCCGGGGAGGAGCCUGGAUCGCUCUUCUCUUCACGACGGAAACUCCGAAUAUAGGCGUCAUUGGGCGUUUAACCUUCGUUAUGGUUGGAUAUCU